Molecule: messenger RNA, 234 nt
Organism: Hansenula anomala
Lineage: Eukaryota; Fungi; Ascomycota; Saccharomycetes; Phaffomycetales; Wickerhamomycetaceae
Exons: 2
Coding region: 1-234 (77 amino acids)
Source: RefSeq, a predicted model, not a curated record
AUGUCCGGAACAGAUAAAGUGGAUAAUAUUGUGUAUGGAGGCCAGGAUCCUGAAGUGUUUGGUGAUUUAGCUGAAGAGGCUAGACAAAGAAAAAAAAAUGGUGAAGUCAAGCCUUAUGAAAAAUAUCUUAAAACAGUUCCAGCUCCAGGCGGUGGUUUCCAUGUUGUUUACGAUAAAGAUGCUAAAGAGAGGGAUGACGCUGCGAAGAAAGAUGAUCAAAAUGGUCUAUCGUGA